AUGAUUCAUCCAUUUGAUCCUAUCAAUGCUCAAGAAAUUAGAAAGGCUACUUCAAUUGUGAAAUCCCAUUUUUCUGAUGUGGGACCCUUAAGGUUUAAGAGUGUCGAUAUUUUGGAAGUUAAAAAGCUGGAGAUGGUUCCUAUAUUGGAAGACGAGUUGAAGGGUAUCCAACCUUCAAGAUUUCCUGAUCGAAGAAUUAAAGUUAAGUUUCAUAAACUUAAAGCAAGGCAAUUCGUUGAAGCUAUAGUUAAUAUCAGUUCUGGAAAUUUAGAAGAGUCAUCGAAUAUCAAUGGCGUUCAGCCUCCUACUGAUCCUGAUGAACAAAUUGAAAUAGAAAAUGUUUGCAAUAACAAUGAAAAAGUGAAAGAUGCCAUCAAGAAAUUGAAAUUACCACCAGAUGUCCAAAUUAUUAAUGAUCCUUGGAUUUACGGAACUGAUAGCCCAAAUGAAACCCGUCGUUUAUUUCAAUGUUAUAUGUAUGCUUCAUUUUCUGAUGAUCCUGAAUUCAACUAUUAUGCUUGUCCUUUACCAAUUGCACCGAUAUUCGAUGCAGAAUCCAAAGCAUUAGUUUGUAUUCAAAGUCUUCCUCUUGAUAUCGAUCCAAUUGAUCGAGGAUCAAACAUUGCUCCGUUCAAGGGUUUAACCAAAAAUGAAUACUCAGCUACUGGACUUGGUGCUCAAAACAUCUCUAAAGAUCUUAAACCUUUAUUAAUUGAACAAUUUGAAGGCCCAUCCUUUAGCACUAACCAAAAUGAAGUUAGUUGGCAGAAUUGGAAAUUUAGAGUAGGUUGGAAUCCAAGAGAAGGGUUGGUAUUCUAUAAUAUUAGAUUUGAUGGUCGUUCUAUUUUUUAUAGACUUGCAUUAAAUGAGAUGACAGUUCCGUAUGGUGACCCACGUUCUCCAUUUCAUAGAAAACAAGUUUAUGAUUUAGGCGAUUCUGGAUUUGGCAGUAAUGCUAAUUCAUUAGGUUUAGGCUGCGAUUGCUUAGGUUUCAUCAAAUAUUUUGAUGGUGCUAUCACUAAUAGUGUUGGUGAACCUGUCAAAUUGAAGAAUGUGAUUUGCAUGCAUGAAGUCGAUAAUGGUAUUCAGUGGAAACAUACAAAUUACCGUGCUCCACAAGUUUCAUCAAUUGUAAGAAAAAGAGAACUUGUUAUUCAAACUAUAGCAACUGUUUCGAACUAUGAAUAUAUUCUUAUGUAUUACUUUGAUCAAGCUGCUAAUAUUAGACUUGAAGUUAGGGCCACUGGUAUUUUAUCAACCGUUCCAUCGAAAAAGGAUGCGUUGCUUCCCUUUGCUACAAGACUUGGCACUGCAAUACAAGCUCAUAAUCACCAACAUAUUUUCAACUUACGUAUUGAUCCAGCAAUGGAUAGCUAUACUAAUAAUUCCAUCGUAUUUGAAGACGUGGUUCCUUCAGAUGAAAAUGUUGAUAAAUUUAAAGAUCCAUUUGGUGUUUGUUUUGUUGCGAAACCACAAACUGUUAAGAGUCCUGGUGCAUUUGAUUUCAAUCUUGAAACUGGGAGAUAUUUUAAAAUGACUAAUCCCAAUGUAUUGAACAAAACUUCUUUGAAGCCAAUUGGUUAUAGGUUAUGGCACAUCACAUCUCAAAUGAUGUUAAUGAAGCCUGGUUCCUAUAAUGUUCAAAGAGGAAGAUACUGUACCAAGCCAUUUUGGGUAACCAAAUAUAAUGACGGUGAAUUAUACGCUGCUGGUGAGUAUACUAAUCAAAGUACACAUGAUAGCGGAUUGGGUAUUUGGGCCGCAAGAAAUGAAGAUAUCGAAAAUGAUGAUUGCGUAUUGUGGCACACUUUUUCUCUUACUCAUAUUCCAAGACCAGAAGACUUCCCAGUAAUGCCAGUCGAUAUGUUGUCUUUGGAAUUACGUCCUAGUGGAUUUUUUGAUAAGAAUCCUGCCUUAAGUGUUCCUCGUUCAAAUCCUAUUGUAAACCGUUCAAAGAAAGUUGAUAAUUCUGACUGUUGCAAGAUGUAA
This is a messenger RNA of Priceomyces carsonii, 1989 nucleotides long. RefSeq lists its product as uncharacterized. The coding region runs from base 1 to 1989 and encodes 662 amino acids. The transcript has a single exon. Gene Ontology annotation, biological process: amine metabolic process. Gene Ontology annotation, molecular function: quinone binding; copper ion binding; primary methylamine oxidase activity. Lineage: Eukaryota; Fungi; Ascomycota; Pichiomycetes; Serinales; Debaryomycetaceae. The record is from RefSeq and is a predicted model, not a curated record.